Messenger RNA from Didymella exigua CBS 183.55, 2103 nucleotides. Its product is annotated as HET-domain-containing protein. The coding region runs from base 34 to 2031 and encodes 665 amino acids. NCBI's taxonomy places the organism in Eukaryota, Fungi, Ascomycota, Dothideomycetes, Pleosporales, Didymellaceae. The transcript is spliced from 2 exons. The record is from RefSeq and is a predicted model, not a curated record.
CACUCACUCCAUGAGCUACCGGGUGUUUACAAAAUGUCCAUAUGCCAGAAAAGUAGCGGCGGCGAGACGCUGUGCGGCCACUGCUGCAAAGUUUCUUGGGCGAACCCCGAAAACGUAUCGGCGUUCACAAGGCCUUUGCGCAGGGUCAGCAUCAGCAGUUUGAAAAGCUCAAGCUGUCCCGUAUGCCGCCUGAUUGGAGAAUUCAGAUCAAUGACUCGUUCGUUGGACAACGCCUCGUUCGGUUUGCUGAGAGAAAGGCAGCACAAGUGUAUCGCAGAGCCCGGGACGAGUCACGAGGCUGUCUCUGUCUUGCGACAAGGCAGUGAUCCGGAUUACUUCUUCAGACCACACAUACUCAUGUCUCGCCUCGAUCACAGCAACACUACUGUCCGGCUAAAGAGCAUCUUUCCGCAAAAGCUAGACCACGAUCUCCUAAAGAGCUGGCUGGACGACUGCAAGCUGAAUCACCAUCAGCGUUGUCGGCCACAUCGUCGACCCCCAUUACAGAGACUCAAAGUGAUUGAUUGUCAUGACAGAAAAGUUGUGGACGCACUACCUGGGCUGGCUUUCUUUGCUCUUUCAUACGUCUGGGGGGACUCGAGCUCAGAAGCUGUUGAGUGCUAUGAUGCAUUAGAGUCGAGGCAGCUGAUGCCCCAGACCAUUAGCCAAAGUAUACAGCUCACCCUUAACCUGGGAUGUAGGUUCCUUUGGGUUGAUCGUUACUGCAUACCCCAGCACGACCCGGCAGCGAAACAGCUACAGAUAUCCCAAAUGGGAGAUAUAUACUUGGCUGCAGAUUUGACCAUUGUAGCUUCAACAGGCACCGAUCCCUCAUCUGGACUACCCGGGCUCUCACCCACUUUGCGCCGCCCAGUUCAUCAUGUCGAAGUAAAAGGAAAUCACCUUUACGCCAUCCCACACAUAGCUGGCUCAAGGGAUAUCCUUGAUUCUCGCUGGGCAACACGAGGCUGGACAUUUCAAGAAGGCUUCUUGUCUAGAAGGCGAUUGGUAUUCACAGACCGCCAGGCCAUCUUCGUUUGCGACACCGAAACCUAUUACGAAGCCACCACGAUCCCAAUGCUGCACGGCUACAAGAGCGUAGAGGACCGUGAGGCCUCUUAUUUGCGGGAAGAGCUACUACUAGAGAACUGUCUGCCACGAAGGCAACUCGAAACAAAGUGGGCGGACACCGGGAUCAAGAGCUCAGGUAUGGAUAGAGCCCGCGCAUAUCUUGAACAAUACUGUCGUCGAUCUCUAAGAUUCGACAACGACGCGCUCGAAGCGAUCAGUGGGGCGCUGUACACACUUGCUUCCGAGUCGGUAUACCAUAUCUCGGGUCUCCCAUUCGACUUCCACACCGAUAAGAACGAUCGUUACAUCGAGCUCUCGAUGCAUUGGAGCCAUCUAAAUCGUGGAAAGACACGUCGACGGAAUGGCUUCCCAAGCUGGUCUCCAAUUGGUUGGGAAGGUCGUAUAUCAUGGGACAGCAGGGCGUCGGCCCUACCUGCCCGCUUCAACGAGAUACACGUUGUGGUCGAGCAAAAGGGAACCAGCUUAUGGGACUUUGAUGCAUCGCCCGAUCUUCGAGCUCACGUCACUAACGAGGAACAGCUUGCAUUCGAACUGCCGACGACGAGACUCACAGUGCUUCGGCAAUACGGGAGUGGAAAGCCGAGCGAAGAACACGUGAUUGCACUGCGCUACGACGAGUAUACAUACAUCUACUUGGGUACGUAUUGGAGCAUAAGUGAUACUCAGCUCGCCAAUACUGCCUAUUUGACUGGCGUUCUUUUCUCGUCACAUCUAAAAUCCUACACAAGCUGGGUAAUGGUUCUGCGGCAGCGCGGCGCAUACUACGAGCGCAUAGGCGUGGCGCGUUUCUGCGACCAUUACAAUGCUGGGCAGCUUGACUACUGCGUUCACGAUUGGGAAGGCAGGGAGUUUCGCUUGAAGAACUGGCAAUCGCUUGGCCAUGGCCAAGGUGAAUGGUGGCUUAAGCUUUUCAAGACAGAGGCAAUCGUCCUCGGCUAGAUGGAGCUAUUGCUUCAUAUAUGAUAGCAGCCGCUGCAUGAGAUAGGAGUAGAUUGUGCAGAAGGCUUUUGG